UGUAUCAGAAGUGCAGAGGUCCAGUCUUCAGUGUGUGACAGGCAGUAGUAAUAAGACAGGAGAUCACCGGAUCACCCUGCAUUACGGCAGCAGCCAGCGUCACCUCCACACUUCACCCUACUGCUACACCAAUAACCCCAAUAUCACCUACGCCACGCCAGCCAAGAGCUUUGUGGAUGGUGGUCGACUGAUCUAUGUGUCGGGCCACAAUUUGGACGUGGUGCAGGAGCCCCGGAUGGUGGUAACAGUCUCUCCCUUUGAGUCCAUAAGCCAGCGCAAAAUGAGGAGGAGGAGGAAGAGGCGGAGUACAGAGAAAAGGGAGGACAGAGAGGGGACACUGGGAAGGCCAGUCAGGAUGCUUCUUGACCCUGUUUGUCCUGGAGACCCACUCUGCUCUGUCAAACAGUUCAUGGAACGCUGUGAGUUGAACUCCUCUUCCCUGAUCCUGUGCCGCUCUCCGAUGGUAGACUCCUCCAUUUGGGGGUCAAAGAUCACAGUGGAGUUUCUGCUGGACAAUCUUCACUUUGACUUCAACAGUUUGAACCCCCAAGGCUUCAGUUACGAGCCCAACCCUGUCCUACGCCGCCUGAACCAACAGGAACCUCUGAAGGCCUACCGUUACAACCCUGGCAGUUUCAUCCAGCUGGAGGGAGAAAACCUGGACCUGGCCAUCACUAAAGAUGAGGUGGUGGUGUUGGUUGGGGAGGGUGUGUGUGCUGUGAAGACUCUUACCAGAAACCAUCUGUACUGCGAGCCACCACCUCAGCAGCCCCCACCAGGACCCAAUGGGAAGAAACGAGAGGGCUCUGACAAUCUUCCAGAGUUCACUGUCCAAAUGGGCAACCUGAACUUUUCUCUGGGUAAGGUUGUGUAUGACAACCUCAGCCUAACCACCUUCCCCCUGGAGGCUCAGAUUGGAGUUGGAGUCGGGGCAUCCAUAGUGGCCCUCAUUGUCCUCAUCAUCGUGCUCAUCUACAGGAGAAAGAGUAAGCAGGCCCUGAGAGACUACAAGAAGGUCCAGAUCCAACUGGAGAACUUGGAGACCAGUGUGAGAGACCGCUGCAAGAAAGAGUUUACAGACCUGAUGACAGAGAUGAUGGAUAUGUCCAAUGACCUGGUGGGCUCAGGUAUCCCUUUCCUUGACUACCGGAUGUAUGCCGAACGCAUUUUCUUCCCAGGCCACCGAGAAUCUCCACUGAGGCGAGACCUGGACGUUCAGGAGUGUCGGCGGCAGACCGUGGAGCAGGGCCUGGUGCAGCUGUCCAACUUACUCAACAGCAAACUCUUCCUCACAAAGUUCAUUCACACACUGGAGAGCCAACGGACUUUCUCUCCCAGAGACCGAGCCUAUGUGGCCUCCCUGCUGACAGUGGCGCUUCAUGGCAAACUAGAAUAUUUCACUGACAUCCUCAAAACUCUCCUGAAUGACCUGGUGGAGCAGUACGUGGCCAAGAACCCCAAACUGAUGCUGCGACGAACAGAGACGGUGGUGGAGAAGCUGCUGACCAACUGGAUGUCCAUCUGCCUCUACACUUUCCUCAGGGACUCAGCAGGAGAGUCUCUCUACAUGUUGUUCAGGGCCAUAAAGCACCAGGUAGAUAAAGGACCAGUGGAUGCUGUAACCAGCAAGGCCAAGUACACCCUCAAUGACAACCGCCUGCUGCGAGAGGACGUGGAGUACAAGACCCUGACUCUGAAUGUGUUAGUGCAGGGUGGAGGAGUGAAUGAGACCCAGCCGCUGCCUUCCAAAGUGUUGGACUGUGACACCAUCACACAGGUGAAAGAGAAGCUGCUGGAUCAGGUGUUCAAGGGCACCUCAUUCUCCCACCGACCCCACGCUGACUCACUGGACCUGGAGUGGAGGUCUGGUGUUGCCGGACAUCUCAUCCUGUCAGACGAGGACUUGACCUGUGUGGUUCAGGGCAACUGGAAGCGUCUGAACACACUGCAGCAUUAUAAGGUCCCAGAUGGUGCAACAGUAGCGCUGGUCCCUCGUCACAACAAACACAUUCACCACGACAACCAUGACUAUGUACCAGGAGAGAAAACACCAAUGCUGGAGGAUGCAGAUGAAGGUGGAGUGCGGCUGUGGCAUCUGGUGAAAGCCAGUGAGGAGCCUGAGCUGCCGAAACACCGCAGAGGCAGCUUGAGGGAGAGAGAGAGGGCCAAGGCCAUCCCUGAGAUCUACCUGACCCGCCUACUGUCCAUGAAGGGCACAUUGCAGAAGUUUGUAGACGAUCUGUUCACAGUGAUCCUCAGCACCAGCCGUCCUGUCCCACUGGCUGUCAAAUAUUUUUUUGACCUGCUGGACGACCAGGCAGGACAACAUGGCAUCUCCGACCCUGAGACAAUUCAUAUUUGGAAGACCAACAGUCUCCCUCUGCGCUUUUGGAUCAACAUUGUGAAGAACCCUCAGUUUAUAUUUGACGUCCAAGCAUCUGACCAUGUGGACGCCGUGCUCUCUGUCAUCGCCCAGACAUUCAUGGACUCCUGCACCAUCGCUGAGCACAAACUGGGACGGGACUCUCCCAUCAACAAACUGCUGUAUGCCAGAGAUAUCCCCCGAUACAAGCAGAUGGUAGAGAGGUACUAUGCUGAUAUCAGGCAGACCAUCUCAGCCAGUGACCAGGAGAUGAACUCUGCUCUGGCUGAACUGUCCAGGAACUACUCCGGAGAGCUUAAUUACCUGGUCGCACUGCACGAGCUCUACAAAUACAUCAACAAAUACUAUGACCAGAUCAUCACGGCGCUAGAGGAGGACACCACAGCCCAGAAGAUGCAGCUCGGCUACAGGUUGCAGCAGAUCGCUGCUGCUGUGGAGAAUAAAGUCACUGACUUGUGACAGAGGAAACACCCACUGAUGUUAGAGCAAACAGAGGGAGGUGGGAGUAUGGGAGGCAAAUUAGGAAACUUGCAGCCUGCAGGUUGAACUAAAAACAGGAGAUCAACAGAGAGACAAAUGGCAAGACAGACAGACUCAUCCCUUUGAGGAGGAUGGGAGUCGAGGGGCUGUGAGAUUUUUAAAGAAAAAUUUUCAGAUCAGAAGAUUGAAGUUGGCAUUAAAGUUAAUAUCCCAGCAUAUUUUGUCCUUCACUAAGGAUGCAUCUGUGCAGUCCAAAAGCUGUGAGGCCCUCUGUUGAAACAGGGCAGCACAUGGACACCGAACAAACCUAGACAAAGAAAGAAGACAUGUAAAAGACAUAAGGCCUGCUACGAUACUGUUUAUGAAGAGACAUUUGGAGGGAAACCUGAGUGUUUUAUUAUUACAAAAUGUGCUGACUUCAAACUUUCUUUUCCUACACAGCAGCUCUCAUGUAUAAGAAACCAGCUGAUCCACAGGCAGCUGUCUUGAUCUAAAGACUAACAAAAAAGAGGAUUUUAUGUCAUUUUCCUAUUUUGGAGUACAUUUUACAAAAAGGUACCUCUUAUGCCUUAUGUGGGUGUCGCUGCUGUAUGGUCAGAAGUUAUUUUUUGUGUGUGCGUGAGUGUGUGUGUGUGAGUGUGUGUGCGUGUGUGUGUGUGGUUGGUUAUCCAUAUUGCUCUGGUUGUACAUCUUACCUUUCUGGUUAAUAGUACAAAGUUUUGAAGUAACUGAUAAUUAUAUUUUGGAUGUUACAGCAGUAUUUUGAAGAAUACAGUGAACUGAUUUUUAAGAUAACAUUUUCAGAUGCUCUAGAAGGAAACCUUGGUCACAACAUUGUUUACUUCACUUAAAAGCAAAUUACUGAGAGUUUUAGAAGUCAGUGCUACUCUCUACCGUGCUUACUGUGCUGCAUCAAUUGCUCUCUUUUUCUUUGAUGUUAUUGCCCCAACAAAAACACUACUAUGUACCUUUUAGCCAGCUGAAACUACCAGUACAGCAGCAUAGCUGUUCUAACCUCAUACACAUAUACAGUAACACCUGCUGGACAUCUCAUUUGGACUGGUUCUCUCUCACACACACACACACACACACACACACACAGAUAUUUCAGACAUUUCUAGUUUAAUAUUUUCUUUCCUUUGUUAAAGAUUGGAAGUCAGAACCUGCUCUGUGGGGCAUUUUAAGGUACUAAAAACCAGACUAAGUGACACGUUACUCUGUUUUCUUUCCUGUUUUAUACUUUUUCAUGGCGAUGUGUGUAUUGUGUACAAGUCACUGGAAAGAUGUUAUAGGAAAAACAAAAAUCCUUCCAUAAAGAAAUUCAUAUUAAGUGGAAUCCUAGUGUGUGCUGUACUGUUUUAUUGUGUAUUUCUAUCUUGUACAAUUUUUAACAUUCCUUUUAGGUUUUGAACAAUGUAUUAAAUAAUGGUUCACCUUGUUCUAUUCCUAGCCAAGGCAAUGGUACAUGUUGAAAUUUUUUGGUAUUGACAUCAUGGUUGGAUUAGAGUUUUUGUAUUGAAGACAAGCUGUCACUGCUUCACGUGCUGAAGGUCUGUGUGGCAUUUUUGUUAUGUCAAGUCAUCACAGUUUAUGUACUGAUUAUCCUACUACUGGUUCAGUAGGUAUAGUGGUCAACUAUAUGAUAAGGUCAUUAUCACAUUGUUCUGCUUUCAGUAUGAGCACAGAGACUACAUACAAAAGUUAAUGUUUGCUGAUGUUUUUCUUAUUUAAAUGACAGACUGACAUGCCCUCUUAGUGGUUAGAAGGGCUGGGAAUGGUUUUACAUGCAUUGAUGCUAAUCUUGUGUCACACUGUUUCCACUUUAAGAAGUGUUUCCUAUAGAGCUACCCUUUGUGGUUGUGGUUUGGGUUACAACUUAAUUUAGGUGAACUUUUAGGUUAUGGUUAGGGAUCAAAGAUUAUUGAUUGGGUUUUGGUGAAUGCAAGAGGAAACCCAUGUCGACUGGGAAACAGACUUUGAAACAGCGCAGGUACCAAUAUGAUACCAUAGUUUCAGCAUCAAAAUUAAAACUUCAGUAUCGUAUUUUGCAGAGUAUAUACACAUUUUUCAAAAAACUUCUCAUUUGUUUAAAUCAGUAGAGUCUGAUGUAUACUUAAUAAAAAAACAGCUGCUCAACAUUUAAAUUACACUAUUUAUAAGAAGACAAGAUUCAAAAUCUGAUGAAAAUUGGUGCAAACUUUAGUACUCGAGUUAAUCAAUACUCAAGUCUGUGCUAUAGACAGUUUAAUCUCCACUUAAUAAGUAAUGAGGUUUGAUACCCAGCCCUAGUCAUCAGUGACGUUUGUCAGUUGAGUGUGUCAUUCCCAGGUACAGAAACAGCAUGUCAGAUUGUAGCUCUAUAAUUUUACCACUACACAAGAGGCUAAUGACUCAAAUUAACAGAUGGUUUGUUCUGUAAUACACUGUCAGUUCAGAUAGGGGUAAAAAAAAUCAGUGCUGAUACAGUCAAGCCAUCUGAGGGGAAACUGAAACUGUUAUUAGACUGUAUAAAUUUGACAAUGUAGAGGAGGCUCUGCAAGGAAAAGAUUUAAGGAUAUUUUCUUAUUUUGUGUUAAUAACACUGAUUUAAAAAUUAAUUGUAGUGAUUUAACAUGUUUAAUAACGGGUGCAAACUCUUACAUAUGCUGAUGUAAUAAAGAUUUCUUAAAAUUA
Molecule: messenger RNA, 5536 nt
Organism: Xiphias gladius (swordfish)
Lineage: Eukaryota; Metazoa; Chordata; Actinopteri; Istiophoriformes; Xiphiidae
Product: plexin-B1-like
Exons: 20
Biological process (GO): negative regulation of cell adhesion; regulation of cell migration; regulation of cell shape
Cellular component (GO): semaphorin receptor complex
Molecular function (GO): semaphorin receptor activity
Source: RefSeq, a predicted model, not a curated record